This is a messenger RNA of Penicillium taxi, 780 nucleotides long. It is a transcript of the gene gisB, whose product is annotated as putative zinc knuckle nucleic acid binding protein. Gene Ontology annotation, molecular function: zinc ion binding; single-stranded RNA binding; translation regulator activity. NCBI's taxonomy places the organism in Eukaryota, Fungi, Ascomycota, Eurotiomycetes, Eurotiales, Aspergillaceae. The transcript is spliced from 6 exons. The coding region runs from base 1 to 780 and encodes 259 amino acids. The record is from RefSeq and is a predicted model, not a curated record. Gene Ontology annotation, biological process: positive regulation of cytoplasmic translation. Gene Ontology annotation, cellular component: cytoplasm.
AUGAUGCUGUCUCGUCGUGCGUGCUACAAGUGUGGCAACAUUGGUCACUAUGCGGAGGUCUGCGCUUCAACAGAGCGUCUCUGCUACAACUGCAAGCAGCCUGCUUACCUUAGAGUAGGACAUGAGUCUAGCAGUUGCCCUCUUCCCCGUACCACCGAGACCAAGCAGUGUUACAACUGCCAGGGAGUCGGUCACGUCCAGGCUGACUGCCCUACUCUCCGUCUGAACGCUAACGCUUCCACCGGCCCCAACGGCCGCUGCUACAACUGCAGCCAACCCGGCCACCUUGCACGCAAUUGCACUAACCCUGCUGCUCUCGGUGCUGGCGCCGGCGCUGGUCGUCCCGGUCCCCACCGCGGUGGCUUCCAGGGAGGCUUCCGUGGUGGAUUCCAGGGCUACCCCCGUACCGCUACCUGCUACAAGUGCGGUGGUCCUAACCACUUCGCACGUGACUGCCAGGCUCAAGCCAUGAAGUGCUACGCCUGCGGUAAGCUUGGCCAUAUUUCUCGCGACUGCACUGCUCCCAACGGCGGCCCUCUGAGCCAGGCCGGCAAGGUCUGCUACAAGUGCGCCCAGGCUGGUCACAUCUCCCGCGACUGCCCUACCAACACUGAGGCUGGUGCUGGUGCCGCCGUCUCUGCUCCUGUUGCUGAACCGACAGUGGAUGCUACUUCUGAAGCUGCUUCUACCCCUGCGGCCCCUGCUGUAGUUGCAGCUGUUGAAGCUGUCACCGAGGCUGCACCAGUUGCAGCUGUGGCUCCUACCACCGCUGUCGCAUAA